Messenger RNA from Musa acuminata AAA Group (dessert banana), 2324 nucleotides. RefSeq names its product probable inactive receptor kinase At1g48480. The transcript has 2 exons. Gene Ontology annotation, biological process: protein phosphorylation. The coding region runs from base 88 to 2016 and encodes 642 amino acids. Lineage: Eukaryota; Viridiplantae; Streptophyta; Magnoliopsida; Zingiberales; Musaceae. Gene Ontology annotation, molecular function: protein binding; protein kinase activity; ATP binding. The record is from RefSeq and is a predicted model, not a curated record.
GAACACUUGAAAGAGGAAGAAGACUCCCGCUCUCUCUCUCUCUCUCUCUCUGGCCCGAACAAGCUUCUGUUGACUUGUUACCUAAGAAUGGCGUUCGGUCAGCGGACGACGGGCUCAUCGCUCUUCCUCCUCUUCGUAUUCUUCUCGUUUUUCGGCGGCGGGGCACCCGACGAUCUCGCCUCCGACCGCACCGCCCUCCUCGCCUUCCGCGCAGCCGUCGUCGGCGUCGCGCGGCGCUGGAACUCCACCAAGUCCUCCCCUUGCUCGUGGUCCGGGGUGACCUGCGCCACUGGCCGUGUGACCAAGCUCCGCCUCCCCGGAUCCUACCUAGUCGGCCGAAUACCGCCGGGAACCCUUGGCAAACUCACUGCCCUCCGCGUGCUCAGCCUCCGCUACAAUCUCCUUUACGGCACCAUACCGCAAGACUUCGCCGCCCUCACCAGCCUCCGCCACCUGUGUCUACAGCACAACCGCCUCUCUGGCGAGAUCCCGACCGUCGUGUUCGCACUCCGCCAUCUCGUCCGCCUCAACCUUGCUAAUAACUCCCUCUCCGGCGCCAUACCACCAGCGUUCAACGACCUCACCGGCCUCUCCACGUUGCUCCUCGAAGGCAACCGGCUCUCCGGUGCUCUCCCCGACCUCCACCUCCCCGGUCUCUGGCACUUCAAUGUCUCCUUCAACCAGCUCAACGGUUCCAUACCUGCGGGCCUCCGCAGCCUGCCAGCGAGCUCCUUUAUUGGCAACACUCUUUGCGGAGGGCCCCUUCCCGCUUGCCCUGGCGAAUUCCCACCGGCGCCGUCUCCAUUGAACCCAAGAGGUGCCGGGGGAGGGAGCAAGAAACUCUCCGCCGGCGCCAUCGCCGGGAUAGCGAUCGGCUCCGCCGCGGGCCUCUUGGUCCUCCUCCUCCUCCUGGUCUUAUGUUGCCGGAAGAAGGAAAGAGGCGAAGCUGAGCCAAAGGCGGCGCGGAAGAUGGAACCGGAGUCUGAGAUGGCGCUGAGGAGCAAUCGGGAGGUAGCUGAUAACGCAUCAGGGCCUCGCCCGACGCGGCCUCCGCCUCCAGCGGAGGCGAUGGCCGGAACGUCGAGCGGAAGCGUUCGGAAGCUGGUUUUCAUCGGGAAGCUUCAGAGGAUAUACGGCCUGGAGGACCUGCUGCGGGCGUCGGCGGAGGUGCUCGGGAAGGGGACGACCGGGACAACGUACAAGGCGAUGCUGGAGAUGGGGAUGGUAGUGGUAGUGAAGCGCCUCCGGGACGUCAACCUCCCCGAAAAGGCGUUCCAUGAAAGGAUGGAAGCCAUCGGCGCCACGGACCACCCGAACUUGGUGGUUCUGCAGGCUUACUACUACAGUAAGGAUGAGAAACUUUUGGUGUACGAGUUUGUGCCCAACGGAAGCCUCUCUUCCGUCCUUCAUGGAAACACCCUUCUCGAUUGGGAGACGAGAUUGGAGAUUGCUCUUGGAGCAGCUCAGGGCAUCGAGUAUAUCCACUCGAAGGGCGCUGGUGUCUCUCACGGCAACAUUAAGUCAUCCAACGUUAUUCUCUCAAGAUCAAACAAAGCUUGUGUCGCUGACUUUGGCUUAAGCAGUUUAGGCUCUAUUCCGAUGCCCAAUCAACGUGCAGCUGGCUAUCGCGCACCUGAAGUCACCGACGUCCGAAAGGUCUCUCAGAAGGCAGAUGUUUACAGCUUCGGCGUGCUCCUCAUGGAGCUACUGACAGGAAAAUCACCGGCACAGACGCUCAACGAUGAGGACACUAUCGACCUCCCCAGGUGGGUCCAGUCAGUCGUCAGGGAAGCAUGGAACUCGGAGGUUUUUGAUCUUGAAUUGUCAAGGCACCAGAAUGUCGAGGAGGAAAUGGUGCAGCUGUUGCAGUUGGCCAUUGAUUGUGCUGUACAGUACCCAGAAAGUCGACCGUCGAUGUCCGAGGUAGUGGCCCAGAUCGAACAGAUCCGCAGCAGUUUCAGCGUGAGGCAGCAGCAGCAAGGUGGCACCAUAUCUAGUGGUGUUAGGUUUUCAUGAAGGUGACAUAUGCUCAUUUGCACUUGGUCCUAUUAUCUCAAGGAUAUCUUCUUCCAUGGAUGAACCAACGUUUGGAUGUUUGUGUGUUUAUUAUGGGAGCAAGUUGAUGGUUCUUUUGUUCCAUUUCUUUUAAGUUGAGCUGCUGUAUGUUGGUUUUUAACUCUACAACUCAUGUUACUAUUUUCAUUUAUUACUUGUGGAGGCUUGUUUGGUGCUGAGGAUGACUAACUUUAAAAGACCAAUGAUGUACUUUUACAUUGAAGGAAGAUGUUAUGGUGGGGUUGGUGACUGCUUGCUCAUUGAUGUAA